Molecule: messenger RNA, 4974 nt
Organism: Triplophysa rosa
Lineage: Eukaryota; Metazoa; Chordata; Actinopteri; Cypriniformes; Nemacheilidae
Gene: psd2
Product: pleckstrin and Sec7 domain containing 2
Exons: 15
Coding region: 347-3004 (885 amino acids)
Biological process (GO): regulation of ARF protein signal transduction
Molecular function (GO): guanyl-nucleotide exchange factor activity; protein binding; phospholipid binding
Source: RefSeq, a predicted model, not a curated record
GGCACGAGACAGCCGCCGCAGCUCGCGCACUCACUCACUCACACACACACACAAACCGAGCGCUCACGCGCAGCCGGUCUGUCGGUGCGCGCUGUCCACGCGGUGGCGAGAAGAAACGGAAGGUGUCAGACUCGGUUUUGAUAAGGUAUUGCACCGCUCCCCCAUAACAAGAAAAGCAAUCGAUCCGACUGGAUGAUACGAGAGAGACGUCCCGUGCGCAUUAAAACCGCUUCAUUUGCAGGACGCAUCUGAGGCGCGUUUUAUUGUGGUGUGAAAUUUCACUCCUUCGUUUGUUCCUGACCCUGCGACCCCAGGCUGUCAGGACACCCUGAUUGAGGAGGCCACCAUGAGUCAGGAGGGGCCGGAUGACCCCCUCCGCACAGAAAGCCCACCUUCAGAAACACCCCCAGCACCUGAGCUCGCUCAAGUCCAGGAGGGAGAGUCCAAGCUGGGGGAAGAGGAGACGGACUGCCCUAAGGGUGAAAACAUGGAGGGUAGAACACAGGUGGACAGUAAGGAUGGUGGAGAGGCAGAUGUUAAACUGGGAUCAGAGAUUUGUGGAAAGAAUAUCAAUAAUACACAAUCCAGUAAAAUGGAGGAAGAUGAAGUGAGAUUAGGAGAGGAAAGUAGAAACAGAGAGAUGGAGGGCAGGUGCCCUGAAUCUCUGACUGAAAAUGGCAAUAGGAGCAUCUGUGAAGGUGAAGAAACACAAACCCUAUUGCCCCAGAGCUCAGCAGAAGGCUCAACCAAACCCACGUACUCCUUGAGGUUAGAGAACGGGACUGAGGACGACAGCGAAGGCCAGGAGGACGAGGAGGGGAUCGGUGUAGAACCCUCAGGGCAUGGGAAUCUAGACACCUUCAGCUCCACAUUUGAGCUCUCUGUGGAAGAAGCGGACGUUGAGGUAGAGGACGAGGAAGGAGGGGAUCAGAGGGAGAGACACAAUCGGGACAGUUUCAGCUCGACGUUUGAGCGCAUUGUCGAGCAGGUCGACAAGACAACGGCCCUUGAGGAGGAGGAGGAGGAGGAAAACGAGGGAGAGGAAGAGUACGACGGGACAAAAGAAGCCAAGGACGGCUUCAGCUCAACAUUCGAGCGGAUUGUCGAGUCAGAGCUCCUGCGAGGUGGGACUUGCUACAGCAGUCUGGAUUCUCUGGAUGUGUUGUCACUCACAGACGAGACGGACAGCUGCGUUAGCUUCGAGGCGCCACUCACCCCUCUCAUCCAGCAGAGGGCUCUACUGGGCCCUGAACCUCCAGAACUAGAGCUGGAGACUGUGCAGGAAGGGUCCGAGAACCAGGAGGGGGAGACCGAGCUGGGGACAGAUGCAACGAGGGAGGGAGGGCGGGAUGGAGCAAGCUCUGCAAGUCCGCUACGAACCACCAUACCAGGAAGCAGGUCGGAAAAUGUCUUGAGCCAGCCGGCACAAUGGAGCAUCCCUAAUGGAUUCCACAUUGAGCUGCCUGGAAAUAGAGAGAGCGGGGGAACUAUGCCAAACUCUGUAAGCGAUGCCAACUUCACAGAUGUGCUGUGCGACUCGGACUCAGAGUUGGGCAGCGUGGAGACGCUGGAGAGCGGUAGCACAGACACACUCGCCAACGGUUGCCGUGUCGACGCGGAUGCUGCCAAACGAUUGGCCAAGCGACUGUUUUACCUGGAGGGAUUCAAGCGCUAUGACGUUGCCCGACACCUGGGCAAAAAUAAUGAAUUCAGCCAGUUGGUAGCCUCAGAGUAUCUGAGCUUCUUUGACUUCACAGGACUGUCCUUAGACAGAGCACUGAGGAACUUCUUGAUGGCGUUUCCGCUGAUGGGCGAGACACAGGAGAGAGAGCGUGUGCUGGUUCACUUCUCCAAACGCUUCUGCCGAUGUAACCCAGAGGAGCUCACUUCAGAGGAUGGCGCUCAUACACUAACCUGUGCGCUUAUGCUUCUGAACACAGACCUGCAUGGACACAACAUUGGGAAAAAGAUGUCCUAUCAGCAAUUUAUCAGCAAUCUGGAGGGACUCAAUGAUGGCAAAGACUUUCCCAAAGACUUACUCAAGGUGCUCUAUAACUCAAUAAAGAACGAGAAGCUGGAGUGGGCGAUUGAGGAAGAGGAGCUGAGGAAGAGUCUGUCGGAGCUGGUGGAGGAGCAGUGCGAGGCUGGGGGGAAACGGGUUGUCAGGGUAACGGAUGGCAGUAACCCUUUCAUCGCCAUUCCACUUUUACUCAACGCUGCCACUUACAAACAUGGCGUUCUUACACGCAAAAGUCACGCAGAGAUGGACGGCAAACGCACCCCAAGAGGCCGAAGAGGCUGGAAGAAGUUUUACGCUGUGCUGAAGGGGAUGAUUCUCUACCUGCAGAAAGAUGAGUAUAAGCCUGAUAAAGAUCUGUCAGAGGUGGAUCUGAAGAAUGCAAUUCGGGUUCAUCACGCUAUGGCCACGCCAGCCUGCGACUACAGCAAGAGACCUAACGUCCUUAAACUGAAGACGUCUGACUGGAGGGUCUUCCUUCUGCAGGCCCCGAGCGAAGAGGAAAUGAUGUCAUGGAUUUUUAGGAUUAAUCUGGUGGCCGCUCUCUUCUCCGCCCCUGCUUUCCCUGCCGCUAUCGGCUCGAUGAAGAAAUUCUGCAGACCGUUGCUGCCCUCAUCCACCACUAGACUCACACAGGAGGACCAACUAAAGUCCCAUGAGAACAAACUGAAGCAGAUCGCAAUGGAACUAGAGGAGCACAAGAGGAGCCCAGCAGACCUGACGCCCAAGAGCAAAGAAUUGGAAGAGUAUCGAAUCAAAGAGCACUAUUUAACCUAUGAGAAGUGCCGUUACGAGACGUACAUCAGCCUCCUGCAGGUGAAGUUCCGCACAGGAAGUGAUGACCUGGAUAAGAUUGAGGCGAGUCUGUUCAGCGUGGAGGGGAAAGAAGGUCACCUGCGUAAAACUCAGUCGAGCCCGUCCAUCAGUCAAGGUCACGGGGUCAACGGACGGGCUGGUCAUAAACACGCUCUGGAGCACAAUAGCUGAAGAGCUUUUCUGGUGGCUAUGAACUUUGACCUCAUGCUUGAGACCUCAUGGUUCAGAUACAUGAGACGGACUCGUUUCGUGAAGUAACCGCGUAGCAUUAAAACGUCCAUAUUAUUUCCAUGUACAGUAAAUUUAUUAUGACCAUUAUAUGUAUUAUUACUACGACAGUAAACGGUGUUAAUAAUGCUAUGAAGGUUAUGUGCCAAAUAGGAAAACGAGGAGACCGAGACUGUAAACGUAGGAAGAAACGACAGCAAAACGUUUAAUGUCAAGAGAGCGUGAAAGGCGGCGGCGGCAGAGGAAAUAAGGUGCACUGUGACAUCAUACAGCCACAUGUUGUGAUGUCAUCAAGAAUUCUUUAUGAUUCCAUCAAGGGACAUGAAAUGAAAGCAUAGAAGACGACAUGACGGAAUGAUCGGAUUUAUUCAUUAUUAUAUUUCUUUGUGACAUCAUAACGUGUAAUAAUUCUUAGGCUGUGUGCUGUAAUGGCUUCCUGACCGACAGGUCUGGUUUAGAUGUAGCAUUCGGUUUACUCGUGAGGUGCCUGUUGAGUAGCCAGUUUAAGGGCUGUGCCACGUGCCGGGGUGCAUGUAAAGAUUCCCCGAGUAUUAUAAGAUACUGUAGUAUACCACUAUCCCCUUGUAAUUAUUUAUUAUGUUAUAUUUAUUCAUUGUAAAUUUUAUUUUCUCCAUUCGGAUCUAUAAUACCGGAAUAUGAGAGGAUGCUUAAAUGAUACAUCAAGCGUUUACCCGCUUGCAUUCUCCUUGCUGGGGAGCUGAUGGAUAUUUACAGUAUGCUGAUAAAAAAUACAGUGUCUUAAUACACAACAGGGUAUGAGAAAAACAUUGUAAAUUGGUUUGCGUGCACACGAGAAGAUGAAGGACUAAACAUCGCUGGGUUUGCAUAUGCAAAUGUGCGACAACAAACCUUUUGGACCUAAAGCAACAUUAUUUCCCUAUUCAAUGGACUACAAAGCCCCGACCAUGUGUUUCUGUGUGCCUGGAGAACAUUUCAGCCCGGAGAAAACAUUGAGCAGCAGGACUGCAAACAACACCAACCCAUCGCUCUCUCUUCAUGUCAGUCGCUAUCAUGAAACACGUCUUUCGUGAUUUUGUAUCCCAGAUGUGUGGCCGUCACAGCGACUGCUCACGAGCCACUCAAUAAGACUCUGGUCAGCUCUGCUGACAUCUAAUAAUGGUACAAACUUUGAGCAAGUGCAAGUAGAUUUUUAUAGUCCUGUUUUAAAGCAUGAGGACGGUGCGAGUGAGAGAAUGAGCUUGCGGCUCUUUUAUGCUUUAUGGGAUGUGGAAUGAUAUAAGCUGCAAUUUUAUACAUUCUUAGUAAUGGCUUUCUUAAAGGACCUCUCUAUAGCCUACUUUUCGCUUUGGCUGUUGUGCUAACAUGAUUUUCCCGUUAGGGUAGAACUCAGACGCUGUUGUAAUAAAAGAUUGUGAUGAUUAUUUUACGAUCUCCAACUCCGUUGAUAUAAGAAAAUGAGGCAAUGUUUGUCAUGUUCACCCCACACAAGCUCUUCUGUUAUUUUAUUUGUCAAAAUUGGUUCAUUCAAUAAUUUCUUUCGAUUAUAUUGUAGAGCCAUGGAUAUUGCUAAAUUUUAUGAUACACACAGAAUUAAAGUGAUAGUUCACUCAAAAAUAUACAUUUUAUCAUCAUUUAUUCAUUCUUGUGUGUUUUAAGACCUGUAUAUGACUCUCAGUGGUUUUAUGUACAUACAACGGAAGUCAAUGGGGUCCAAUGUUGUUUGGUCACCAGCGUUCUUCAAAAUAUCUUCUUUUGUGUUCUGAAACAGGUUUGAAAUUUCAUGAGGGUGAAUAAAUGAAACGUUUUUGGGUGAACUUUCCCUUCAAGCAGGUUUCACCACAGAUUAGUCGCAUUUUAAAACUGGCAGAUAUGAUGGCUGUGGUAGCCUCCCCAUUCACAUUUUACUUCCAAUGUCAUUCCACUAGAAAUUG